This is a messenger RNA of Zophobas morio, 14957 nucleotides long. It is a transcript of the gene HERC2, whose product is annotated as E3 ubiquitin-protein ligase HERC2. Gene Ontology annotation, biological process: protein ubiquitination. Lineage: Eukaryota; Metazoa; Arthropoda; Insecta; Coleoptera; Tenebrionidae. The record is from RefSeq and is a predicted model, not a curated record. Gene Ontology annotation, molecular function: zinc ion binding; ubiquitin-protein transferase activity.
AACAAACUUCAAACCCCCGCGACUAUGCAACCAACAAAACACCUCCAUCCCGUCUGCGUAAUGGCGACUCCAUUACAGCAGCCCACUCCGUUUUUGUCGAUCUGAUCGACUGUAACUCCAAUAAUUCGCAUUGUUAUAGUUCGCCGAAGACACUCAACCCCCAGAUGGUAAAAUAAACAAACGGUAUGUCUCAUCUCGAGACGACUCUGAGGCCCCAGCCUCGAUUGGAUCUCAAGUGGCUUAAAAGCGAUCUCCAGAAUAUACUCACCGAAGAGAGCAGCCUCAUAAAUUGCUGGAACAGUCUCAUAGCGGACGGGGAAGUCACCGGUGCCUUUUCAGACGGGCUGUUGAACAGUGCGGGGGUCACGGCGCGAAAGGGCGAGUUCGGGAAGUAUUACUGCAACCAGAAGGUAUUAACGUGCACUUGUUGUGAUGGGAUUUGUGGGCCCUCGACGGGCUGCAACUGCCAGCCGUGCCAGAAGCUGGACAGCGAGGAAUCAGCGCAGAAGGAGGGCAAGGAGGCGCUGCCCAGCACGGAGAGCCUGUUGGCGAGGUGGGCGUGGACCCCACAGCCAACCCUUGAACAACUCUCGCAGUUCAUCUCGAGUCUCAACGCCGAGCAGAAGUUGCUCUGUGGAGAGGCCGCCAGUUCGACGCUUUCGGCCACACGACUGCACUUCAGACUUGUGAUUUUAAAGCGCUACUUUGUAGCUCUCAACAGGGUUCCGCAUUCCGUGGAUUACGAGCACGGGCUGAUUACUAGUAGGAAAUCGACUGAAUCUCUUCAAACUAGGAACUUAGUUAAGUUAGGGAAAAGCAAGACGUGGAAUUUGGAUCCCGCCGUGGGGUUGGCGAGGGUGGGGUCGAGGGCGGCCCUCAAUUUCGCAUUCGCGUUUUUGAGGAAGGCCUGGCGAAUGGGUGAAGAUAUAGAUUUGUGUAGUGAAUUGUUGACCGAAUCUUUGGAGGCGUUACAAAUGUUGCCUGUGGCCACGCUUUUCCAGCAGGGGGAGGUGUCACCAGUGUGGCUUGAAGUGGUGGAGAGUUCAGUGAAAUUUUUGCGACAAGUGAUUACAGGUGACAUGUGCGGAGGCAGACAAAACUUCGCCAUUCCGAUCGAAGACCAACACACCUCCCUGAACCUCCUAAUGGAACUAGCCAUCCAAAAAGGGACUCUCAGCAGCAUACUCGACAUCGUCCUGCUGCUCCUAACCCUAUGGGACAAACAAACGAAUCUCAACGAUAACCGGAACAUCUCACAAAUGGCCAGCGCCCCUCUGCUGCCAUUCCUCAAGCGCUUCUCUCAAAUCCCGUCACCGUCGCCCGAAUUCUCCGACAAAGACCCCGAAGAGAAUCUCACUUGCACUCAAACCUUCCUCAACUUCGUCGAACUCCCCGACGACGACGCCCUCGAAGUGGAUUUGAAGCAAGGCGCGAGUUUCAUGAUGGCGCACCUCGACAGACUAGCGACGCCCCACAUACCGCCACUGUCUUUCAACAAGUCGAAUUUUUACUACAACGGCCAGCGCGUUUUCGGCUGGGGCUGGUUCUCGUGGACCUUCGGCGUCGGGCCCCAGAACUGCGACACCAUCUCCGAGUUGACGGUCAAGCAGAUUUGCUGCUCGGAUCGCACGAUUUUGAUGUUGACGCAAAGCGGGAAAGUCUACUUCAUGUAUUAUUCGUCGGACACGCAGUGUCCCCAGGUGUUGGAAGCUUUUCAAGAUAAGGAAAUUGUUAAAAUCGCCGCGCAUCCCGAAGGUAAACACUUCUUGGCGCUGACUCAAGACUACGAUGUUUAUUCGUGGGGAAAUGGAGAUGGAGGCCGGUUAGGCCACGGAGACACCUCCUCCAAAGACGAACCCACCCUAAUCCAGGCCCUCAAGGGCAAGGACAUCGUCGACGUAGAGUGCGGCGGCACCUACAGCGCCGCCAUUUCGGCCAACGGCGCCCUCUACACCUGGGGCCGCGGCAACUACGGCCGCUUGGGCCACGGCACCGCCGAAGACUGCCUCGUCCCCACCAUGAUCUCCGCCCUUUCCGACGAACACAUCGUCAAGGUAGCCUGCGGUUCCUUCUACGCGCACACCCUGUGCGUCACCUCGCAGGGAAAAGUGUACAGUUGGGGCGACGGCGACUACGGCAAACUAGGCCGAGGCGGCUCCGACGGCUCGAAACUCCCCCGCUUGAUCGAGAAGCUCCAAACCGUCAAAAUCUCGCAAGUCUACUGCGGCGCUCAGUUCAGCGUGGCGCUCUCCGACGACGGUAAAAUCUACACCUGGGGCAAAGGCGAGGGCUGGAAGUUGGGGCACGCGACCGAAGAGCACGUGCGGUUCCCCGAGAUGGUGGAGGCUCUGCAGGAUAAGCGCGUGGUGGCGGUGAGCCUGGGGGUGGGGCACGUGUUGGCUUUGACCGAAGAAGGGGAGGUGUACGCCUGGGGGAAGAACGAAAACAAGCAGGUGUGUGAUAGCUUGGAGUUGUACGUGCAGCAGCCGCGCCUGGUGGAGAGCUUGAGGGGACAGCGGGUGGUGGGGGUGUGCUGUGGGCCGGCGCAGAGCUUCGCGUGGACGGACGUCAACUCCAGGACGCCGAAGACGUCGGUGCCGUUCGUGAUUGAUUUGUCGGAGCAGACUUUCAAGUUAAUCGACAAGUUGUUGGAGGCGGUGGUGACCAACAGUAUCGCGCAGGAUAAGGAGUGUAUUGCGGUGGCGGCGUUGAAUCUCCUCCACCUUCAGCUUCAUAGCAUCAUCAGCAACAAUCUCGACACAAAAUCCCUCGGGAUCUCCCCAACCAGCAAGCUCCUCGGGAGUUUAAAGACCCAAGUCGUGUGCCUCGCCAGCGCCUCCGACAUCCUCCCCUCCGUGCAAUUAGCGGCCCAAAACGCCCUCCAAGCCGGCUGGUCGGUCCUCCUUCCUACCGCCAACGGGCGCGCUCGCAUCCUCAGCUCCCUCCUCCUCAACAGCGACUCCGAGGCGAAGAUGUGCAAGUCCGGCCACCGCUUCAUGACCGACCUGCUCGUGUGGAGCCUCAUGGCGGACGGCGGGCUCGAGACCGCCCUCAACGAGGCCCUAGGUCUCGACAUUUCCGAGCUGACCGACUCCGACGAGACUUUCGAGCAGUCCACGACCCACAUCACCAUCCCGCUGCUCUACCUCAUCAAGCAGCUCAUCCGGAACGGCAGCGCUCAGACGCAGACGUACCUCCGGGAGUUCGGCAAGGCGGCGCUGCAGAAAAACGUGCCGUCGCCGAGCUUGAAACUCCUGUCGCGCUUCCAGAGGUUGUUGAUCGGGAGGAUCUUCUCCAAGGAGGUGGAGUGCCAGGACGCUUGCGAGACGCUCUUGGUCAAGUAUCUGGAGUGCUUCACGUCUCACGUGACGGCGACGCUCAACGUCGCCUUCGACAGCUGCUCCACGAACCCGAAGAACUUGGCGGGAGCGAUGCAGGUCCUGAAGGGGGACGUCGUGGGAAUCUUGCUCCCGGAGUUGAUCUGCAGCCUCAUCCUCCUCGAAACCGAAGUACCGAUGUUUUUGACGUCGGUCAAUUGGUUAAGCGUCUUCGGCGAGGUGCUAAAGAGCCUGGACAAACUGUGUCGGCUGUCGCCGGACGUGGACUCCUCCGACGUGGACGACAUCUCCUGGCGCGGCGUCACUCAAACCAAGCAGAGCCACUACACCCACAAACCCUACGACGACCUCCCCCUGAUCCGCAAAGCCGACUUGGACAACCACAACAUGGACGGCGGCUUGUGGGUCCUCAUCAACAACAAAGUCUACGACGUCCAGGACUUCAGGUGCGACAACUCCUCCAUCACCGAGCUGCUGCAGAAGUACGCCGGCAAAGACGCGACGCAGUUCUUCAAUAGCUCCGCCUACCACUUAUCGGUGCUGCAAAUGAUGGAGAACUACGUCGUGGGGAAUUACUGUCAACCCGAACCCGAGUUCCCCCAGAGCAGCGCGGACAGUCUGCAUGUCUACUCGACCCUGUUCGACACCGAGCGCAACCUGGGGUACCUGCUGGGGUUGCACGCCUUCAACCUGAGGCAGAGCUUGCCGCUGCAGAGCGAAGAGAGCGCUUCGAGCCAGUGGCUGAACGCCCGCUUCCUGCGGGCAGGUCUGCAGGUCGACCAACCCCCGAACCCCUACGGCGAGGAAAAGGGCGAGUCCAGGAGUACCAACUCGACGACCGAAAAUACUCCAACCGAGCCUCGAGUCAACGAUACUCAAAGAAUCUCGAAAAAAUUCCAGCUGCCUAUCGACCGCAUCAACUCAUUCAUAAACGCUUUGGCCGAGAGUCGCCUUUCCGACUCUUAUGUCAUAUCGUUUCUCGCAAUAGUAGAGCAGCACUCAAAGCAGAAUAAUUUUUUGACCAGAGUGGAUUUUUCUUUUGAACACCCUAUAGAAGAAAUCGGUAGAGUUCUAUAUGCCGUUUUGUUGAAACAUUUAGGAUUGGGAUAUGUCGUGCUACCCAUUUUAGAUGCAUACUCGUCCCAACCGAACGUCAAAGUACCCAAAGCCAUAGCCGAGAUGAUCAAGCUAGUCCACACCACCAAGUGGAACCUCAUUAAAAUGCGUCAAGAACUAAACAAAAGCUACAAAGAAAUCUGUAUCCCGCUUCUAGAAAAAUGCAGGUUUUUGUUGUACGACGUCAGACCCAGCGUCAGCGUCGAAAUGGAAGCCUUCAAAAAAGUCAACAUCCUGUAUAAAGAACCGCGAGUGCGCACUCUAGUGAGAAAAGUCAUCAAAGACCUCAAGUGCGGUCGCCACACCUCCGAGAUCCAAAAACCCGAGGACAUCGUCAACGCCACCAUACAAUCACAGAGCGAAAGACACCGUUCGAACGAAGACGUCAGCAAAUCUUCCAUGAAGAAGACCUCCUCCGACGGGAAAAUAUCAGAGAGCAAAAGCGAAACCGACGACGUCAACAACGAGAUUAAAAACGGAGCGCAGAAAGCCUCAGCCGAGAGUCGCUCCGACCCGCCCAAAACCCGCGUGGAAUGGAACGUGGAGAAGAUCGAGAACGACGCGAGGACGGAACAAAGCGAGGAAGACAAGGAGAAGAAAAUCGAGAACGAAAUCGCUCUGAGCGGGAUAGUGAGUAAGUUGACGGAGCGACAAAUGAAGAAGGUCUGCGGCGAGAACUUGGAGUUGAUGAGCGCGAUUUUGGAGUUCGUGGUGCAGGAGACCUGCGACGUGGAGAUUCUCAGAAAAGCUAUGUAUUUUCAGGUGAAGCGGUGCAAAAUCCGCAAACAGGGUCUGUGGUUGAUUAAUCGCCUCUUGCACGAAAACUCCUUACUCAACUCGGUCAAGUACGCGAUAAUCAACGGGUACUUGAACGUCCAUGCGAAAUCCGAGAAUACUCAGCACUGUUUGGACAACAUCCAAUUAGUGACGCCGUUCAUGAAAACCGAGAUUUUGUUGUCGCAGCUGUCGGUCACCGAGUGGUGUAUCGAUAAUCUGCGUGGGUUUAUUUUGAGGGACGUCCCAGCCAAGACUGGUAAAACUAAAGGAACAAACGCCAAAGUUACUCUCAAUCUGGGUACCUACACCCUCCUCAGAGACGUCCCCAGAGCACGAAUGAUCCUAGCCAUUUUGGGUAUCCUCGCUUCGAACCGAUACACCUCUUUGGAACUCAGUCCUUUGGUCAAUAGCGGCGUCAUCAGUUCGGUUUUAGCUCUCUUGAAACAAACCGGCUGCGAUCAGAGCAUCGUCCGGAAGACUAGUUGUUUGAGUGGUCCGGAGCUUGCCGCUUUGAUGAAAUUGGGGACCAAGGUAGUGAGAGGAGCUGAUUGGAAGUGGGGGGACCAGGAUGGGUGUCCGCCCGGGGAAGGUAGAGUGAUAGGGGAGUUGGGGGACGACGGGUGGGUGCGUGUGGAGUGGGCUAACGGUACGACGAACAGCUACAGGAUGGGGAUCGAGGGGAAGUACGACCUGGCGCUGGCGUCGCCGCCGUCGCCCGUCACCACGGACACGGACACGGAAGAACCGAGCGACCACACAGCUUCCCAAAUCGUCAAAGACAACCAACUCAUCAAACUCCUCCGCGACGCAAGCGUGAAUUUUCUCCGGAAUGUGUCGAUAAGUGCCGGUUUAGCGCAAAGUAAUCUUCACCCCACCACGAUACACGGCUUAAGUAGCCUUUUCUGUGCGACCUUGAGCGCCCCCACCAUUUCGGAGUGGUGCAACUUGACGUUGGUGCGCAGCAUCGCCCAGACCACACAGAUGUGUCGCGCUUUUAGCACGAAACCGUGGAUUAACAUGCUUUUGGGGUUCCUAUCAGCCCCUAGCAACAUCUGCGGGAACGAACUGAACCUUCCCAAGCAGAUUUUCGCCGUUAGAUUCCUGCUCACGGUUCUACAAUCUUGGGAUAUGGAUAAUUCGGAAAUCCCGGGUUUGCUGGAGAAGUUGUUGAAUAUCUUGGGGAAGAUAAUCCUGACGUGUUCCUACGACACCGGGAAUAAGCCUCAAGGGGCUAAAUCUUUGGUGCUUUUGACUCAGUCGCACAGUAGCACCUUGGGUCAAGAAAUUAUCAACUUGUUGAGGUGUCUUCACGGCUUAGUCGGUUGGAAUCAGGUGUUGAACGCAAUUUUAGCGCAGAAGCUUAAUCUAGCGGCUUAUUUCUUGAGCGACACUUGCUUGAUGUCGAUGAUUAACGACGGCAACACGUCCGACCAACAGCAUUACAUGGUGAUAGCGUGCUUGAAUGUGAUUGGUGCUUGGGACGUCCGGCCACGAAUUGGAAGUGUCGUGGAACUGGAAGGUCUGCAAGGUACAGUGGUUAGAGUCACCCCGAAAGGUAAACUCUGUGUCCAAAUACACGAAACCGGAGAAAACAAAAAGGUGUCGAUCAACGGCAUGAAGUUGCUGCCGCAACUAGAAUACAACUUCGAUAGAAUGCCCUUAAGCGAGAGUAUGAUUAAAACUUGGGCCAGCUUAUUGUUGAAUCGACAAAGCACGGCCCUCAACAGCCACGAGAAAAAGCCUCUUCAUGGCCAGGUCAACGCCGCGUAUCUUCGGACCCAGCACAACACCUUAAGUGCGUUAAACGCGGCUCGAAUGCUCAACGGCAACCAAUACAAACUAAGAAAAGUCCUCAAGCACGCAAUCAACGGCAUGGACCAAUCGCAAGAACAACAAUCGAUCGAGGAAGAACUCAACCAACAACCGAUUCUCCUGAUCCAGAAACUGUUAGCCAAAGCCACGCAACCCAGCCCACUGAAACCGGGCUUCACCAGACAAGAAAUGCAACUAGCAGCCCUCAAUUUGAGUCAGUACUUGGCGGCCGAAGGCAACUUCGCCUCGUCGGGGAGCGUCAACAACGACAAGACCACCCCCAAGUAUUGCACCAGGUGCAACAGCGAGGUGCAGACUCCGAAUAGCGAGUGUUCGGUGAAGAGCGUCGUCAGCGAGAAGCCGAAGAAGAAGGAGAGCGAGGAGGUGCCGCUUCACCCGAUGGUGUCGCAGAUUGUGGAGAUGGGGUUCACGAAGAGGGCGGUGGAGACGGCGAUCAAGUCUUUAGCUAUAGGUCCUGAUAAUUUGACGACGCCGGAGUCUAUAGUUUGCUGGUUGCUGGAGCACCCGGAGGUGGCGGCGUCCGACACGGAGUCACUGAGUUCGAUCUGCGAGUCGGACACGGAGUCGGUGUCGUACGAUAAUGGAAAUGCGAUGCAGCCCUUCGUGCAGUUCGGCGAUGAUUUCUCCUCGACACAAACCUACUGCCGCCGCUCCCAGUUCCUUUCAAACGACGAGUACGCAAUGUACGUCCGAGACAACGUCGAGGUGGGAAUGUUGGUCCGAUGCUGCAAAAGCUACGAAGAAGUCCACCUGGGUGACAUCGGAAAAGUGGUCAAAGUUGAUAGGGAAGGUCUACAUGACUUAAACCUACAGGUCAACUGGCAACAACGCGUCAACACCUACUGGGUCAGAUUCAUCCACGUGGAACUACUGGGCUUUCCACCCUCGGCCCCCACCCCGUCCACCUUAAAAAUCGGCGACAAAGUCCGAGUGAAAUCGACCGUCUCCACCCCGAGGUACAAGUGGGGUCACGUGACCCACGACAGCGUCGGAGUAGUUGCUGGCAUUUCUCCGAACGGACAAAAUGUCCAAGUCGACUUCCCCAAGCAGCAGAACUGGUUGGGCCUCGUCUCCGAGAUCGAGGUGGUGCCCUCCUGCCACGAGGGCGUCGCCUGCAACGGCUGCUGCGUGGCGCCCAUCUCCGGGCCGCGCUUCAAGUGCAAGGUCUGCGACAACUUCGACUUCUGCGAGAACUGCUUCUACACCAAGCGCAACCACAAGCACUCGUUCAACCGGAUCAACGAGCCGGGGGGCGCCGAGGUGCACGCCGGCAAGGCCGGCAAGUACUGCCGCCACGACGCCUUCGAGGGCGAGGGCGAGCUCAUCUCCGACUGGGGCAAGUGCGUGCGCAACGUCACGGUCUCGUCGAAGUACGCCGCCAGGUUCGAGAUCCCCGGCUCGAUUUGGCAGAGCUGCGGCAGCCAGGGCAAGCACUGGAUCCGGCUGGAGAUCUUCCCGGACGUCGUCGUCAAGAGUUUGAAGAUCGGGGUGGAUCCGGCCGACAACAGCUACAUGCCGUCGGUGAUCGUCAUCAACGGGGGCUCCACGCUCAACUCCUUGACGGAGCUGAACGUCAUUAACGUGAAGAGCCACGACACGUCGGUGGUUCUGUUGACGAAUUUGGACAAGUUUUACCCCAUCAUUGAGGUAAACAUCGCCAAGUGCCGAAACAACGGCAUCGAUUGCAAAAUCCACGGAAUGACGAUCGUGGGAAUGAAACGACAGUCCCACGGCGAGCUGAAGACGUCGAUCUCCUUCCUGGCGAACGACUGGGACCUGAAUCAGGAACAAAUCCCGGGACCGUCGACGUCCUCGAAUAUCGCGCAAGACUCCAACGGCGAGCCGUCGCCGACAGUCGGUUGUCGAGUGUUCGUCUGGGGUCUCAACGACAAGGACCAAUUAGGAGGCAUGAAAGGUUCCAAGGUCAAACUACCCGUCCAAUCAGACUUCUUAAGUCAACUUUGUCCAAUUCACAUCGCCGGUGGGUCGAAAUCUUUAUUCAUCGUGUCGCACGAAGGAAAACUGUACGCUUGCGGCGAAGGAACGAACGGUCGGUUAGGUCUGGGCCACAACAACAACGUGCCCUACCCACGCCCCAUACCCUUCCUCAGCCAGUACGUGAUCAAGAAAGUCGCAGUUCAUUCGGGAGGGAAGCACGCCAUGGCGCUGACCCUCGACGGAAAGGUCUUCUCGUGGGGGGAAGGCGAAGACGGCAAGCUCGGCCACGGCAACCGUUUGAAUUUAGACAAGCCGAGGAUGAUCGAGGCUUUGAGGAGCAAAAAAAUCCGAGAUAUAGCUUGCGGAAGCUCGCAUUCGGCGGCCAUUACGAGCAGCGGGGAGUUGUACACGUGGGGGUUGGGCGAAUACGGGCGGCUGGGGCAUGGCGACAACAUCACCCAGCUUAAACCGAAAAUGAUCAAAACGUUGUCUGGACAUCGCAUCGUGCAAGUGGCUUGCGGCAGCCGGGACGCUCAAACUCUGGCUCUCAGCGACGAAGGGUUGGUGUUUUCGUGGGGCGACGGCGACUUCGGUAAAUUGGGUCGUGGGGGGUCUGAAGGGUGCAACGUCCCUCACAACAUCGAGCGCUUGAACUCGCUGGACGUGGUCCAGAUUGAGUGCGGGGCUCAGUUUUCGUUGGCUUUGACGAAGAGCGGCGAGGUCUGGACCUGGGGCAAAGGCGACUACUUUCGGUUAGGUCAUGGCUCUGAUCAGCACGUCCGCAAGCCUACGGUAAUCGAAGCCCUCAAGGACAAGAAGGUGAUUCAUGUCGCUGUGGGGGCGUUACACUGUCUGGCGGUUACGGACACCGGACAGGUGUACGCUUGGGGGGACAACGACCACGGUCAACAAGGCAACGGUUCGACCAUCGUCAACCGGAAACCAGCGCUGGUGCAUGGGUUGGAGGACGUGCACAUCAACAGAGUGGCUUGCGGAAGCUCGCACUCGAUCGCGUGGACUUUGCAGGACACGCAGAUCGUCAACAAAGUCGAGCCGGUUAUCUUUCCGGUUGCUAAGGACCCACUAGGGGCGUCCAUUUUGAAACUCUACGAAGGUGAAAAAGUUACGAAUAAGCAAGCGGCGAAGAACGCGCCUACGUUGAGCAGUAUUGUGAUGUCGUUGGAGAGCAACACCGCCAAACAGCAAGCGUUGCAGCACAUUUUGAACGCCGUGCAUAUACAACAGUUGAGACAGGCGAUAGUGAGGGCGCUGUGCAGUCAUACCAACAUGAAAAACACCUGUGCCAAGCAAAGUGCGACUCCAGACUCGCCACACGAGCGCUCUCUAGGCGGUGGAGGGUCGCUACUAAACAAAGACGGCGAGAUUACGCUAGGAGGGGGCGAAGCGCCGGUUUCCAUCACAGAAAUCGUGGGAAUGCAGAGUCACCAAACGACGCCAGAAAACGAAGAAAAUCCGUUGGCGCUCAUCCAAUCAAUGACGGCUAGCAGUUGCUCGGCGAGCAUGUCGUCGAAACACUCGAGGAUGUCGACGAGUGCGAUGUCAGUGAUCGCGGCUACGUUGACGUCCCACGCGGAGGUUAUCGGCGACAGUGGCAUAGCGGGACUCGACGAGUUCACGUCCCUCCUGACUGAAAACGACGCCCGAUUGUUAGUCGAUUUGCUUAAGUUGGCCGUGGCGGACAGAAUCGAGGAUGACCAAGCCAAAGAGAUUUUAUCGUCAGUCCUCAUUACUCUCGGUAGCUCGAAUAAAUCCAUCGGGGCCAUGCUUCUAGAACUAUGCGUUACUGAACUGGAAGACACCUCGAAUAGCACUCAGUCCAUGUCGAGUACACCCCAUCCGGUGGUCCAGGAGUCCAGCCAUCCGUACAUCGACGACGUGACCCUCAGAGGUCACGUCCGUCUACCAGGCGCCGACGCCCUCCGAGUCGAGUUCGACCGAAGAUGCUCGACUGAGCGUCGCCACGACCCUUUACAAAUAACCGACGGGACUGGUCGAGUGGUGGCCACUAGAUCCGGGCGAGAGUGGAGCGAUUGGUCCGCCGAGUUGCGCAUUCCCGGUGACGAAUUGCGCUGGACUUUCACCAGCGACAGUUCGGUGAACGGGUGGGGUUGGCGCUUCACCGUCUACCCCGUCAUGUCCAACCACAGCCCGAACGAAAUCGGGUCGGACCGCGCCGUCUUGAGUCAACCCUCCAUGGACAUGGUCAUGUGUUUGCUAGACGCCCGACUUUACCCGACCGCCGAUUCGGCUCUCAUGUGUCGACUGGCGGCGGCGUUGGCGGCGUGUUCGCAACUCAGCUUCUUAUCCGCAAGUCAACGAAUGUGGGCUCUACAGAGACUACACCGACUCCUAGUGGGGGACGACGCCAAAGCCGAAGAAGUCAGUUUACAGCUAGAGCAACUAAAAGCGCCCGAUAGCGCUCUGGGGAGCCUCCUCGAAGAGCUACCGCAAGCUUUGUUAAGACAGUACGAGUACGAAGACGUGUCCGUGCGGGCCGGGCUGCACCUGAUGCACUCCGACUUCUUCAAGGUAUUGGUCGCCCUCGCCUGCGACCUCGAACUCGACAAGAUGGUCGGCUUAAUCGACAACCACAAGUGGUCCUGGUUCCGGAAGUACUGUCACGCGUCGCGAGUGGCCAAGGCCUUGAUCCAUCGCACCCACUUGCCCCUCAACUUCUGUCAAGAAGUACGCAAGAAGUUGUCGGAUUCGGGCGUGGGCGACUCGUGGGAGCACGAAAGGCACGACGUCUUCAAGAAAGAGCACGACGAGCAGCUGCUAAUUUGGCUAAACAGGCGCCCGGAGGACUGGACGUUGUCGUGGGGGGGUUCGGGGACCAUUUAUGGGUGGGGGCACAACCAUCGCGGUCAGUUGGGUGGGAUUGAAGGCGCCAAGGUCAAAAUACCGACUCCGUGUGAGGCGUUGUCUACGUUGAGACCGGUACAACUUCUAGGAGGGGAACAGACGCUGUUUGCUGUGACCGCGGAUGGGAAAGUGUACGCGACAGGGUAUGGAGCCGGUGGGCGUCUGGGGAUCGGUGGUACCGACUCAGUUCUCGUCCCGACUUUACUAGAGUCCAUCCAGCACGUCUUUAUCAAGAAGAUCGCCGUGAACUCGGGCGGCAAACACUGUUUAGCGCUGUCCGCCGACAGCGACGUCUACUCCUGGGGCGAAGGGGACGACGGCAAGCUCGGUCACGGCAACCGACUCGCUUGCGAAACACCAAAGUUGAUUGAAGCCCUACAGGGUUUCGAGGUCGUGGAUAUAGCGUGCGGGGGCGCCCACUCCGCCGCCAUUACCGCCAACGGCCAAUUAUACACGUGGGGGAAAGGUAGAUAUGGAAGACUGGGUCAUGGUGACAGCGAGGAUCAACUUAAACCGAAGUUGGUCGAAGAGUUAGUGGGUUAUAAAGUUAUAGAUGUCGCUUGUGGCUCUGGAGACGCCCAGACUUUGUGUAUAACUGACGACGAUAACGUCUGGUCGUGGGGCGAUGGUGACUACGGAAAGUUGGGUCGAGGUGGGUCCGAUGGUUGUAAAAUCCCGAAGAAAAUCGAAAGCUUGGCUGGUUUAGGAGUGAUCAAAGUGGAAUGCGGGUCGCAGUUUUCCGUCGCUUUGACGCGAUCCGGAAGCGUAUACACGUGGGGAAAAGGUGACUAUCACCGUUUGGGCCACGGUACCGGCGAGCACGUCCGCCGUCCUAAGAAAGUGGCCGCUCUACAGGGUAAAAAAAUCAUCAGUAUCGCUACGGGCUCCUUGCACUGCGUGGCCUGUUCCGACGAAGGGGAGGUCUUCACGUGGGGCGACAACGACGAAGGCCAGUUGGGGGACGACACCACCAAUGCGAUACAAAGACCGAGACUGGUGUCCGCCUUACAGGGUAAAAAAAUUACGAACGUGGCCUGCGGCUCCGCCCACACUCUCGCCUGGUCCACCAAUAACGCGAGUUCUGCGUGCGCGCGCCUGCCGUCGGUCGCGCCCCUCGAAUACGAUCUGCUGCAAGACAUUCCACCGUGGAUUCUGCACAGGCGGCUGGUGCUUUUGUACCAUUUCGCCGAACUGAUAUGCCCGUGCAUUACCAUGUUCCCGAUCACGGGCCCCGAUUCCCUCCAUGAGUUGAGAAGCAUUUUGAUUUAUACGAUCAAGGAAGCGACGUUCAGGAAGGUGGUGCAGGCGACGAUGGUGCGUGACAAGCACCACGGGCCGGUCAUCGAGCUGAACAGGAUACAGGUGAAGAGGUCGAGGUCGAGAGGGGGCUUGGCGGGGGUGGACGGGAUGAAGUCGGUGUUCGGGCAGAUGGUGGCGAAGUUGCCGCUGUUGACGUCGGAGACGCUAGCGCUGCCGCACAGAGUCUGGAAGGUGGAGUUCGUGGGUGAGAGCGUGGACGAUUGCGGCGGCGGCUACAGCGAGAGCAUCGCCGAGAUGUGCGACGAGCUCCAGAACGGGUCGCUCCCUCUUCUCAUUCCCACUCCGAACGGGCGCGACGACGCCGGGCCCAAUCGGGAUUGCUUCGUGCUGAACCCGACGGCGAAGAGUUGUCUGCAUUUGAACAUGUUUAGGUUUUUGGGGGUUUUGAUGGGGAUUGCGAUCAGGACGGGGUCGCCGCUUAGUUUGAACCUGGCGGAGCCGGUGUGGAAGCAGUUGGCGGGGAUCGAGUUGACUCCGGCCGAUUUGACUGAAAUCGACAGGGAUUAUGUGCCUGGGUUGCUCUGCAUUCGGGAGAUGGGCUCGGAGGAGCCGCUUUUCCAGAAUUUGGAGAUGCCGUUUUCGACGCCGUCGUCGUGUGGGAGCGACGUGCCGCUGAGCACGAAGUAUAAGAGGAUUACGUUCGAGAAUAGGUUGGAGUAUGUGAGGUUGGCGCUGAAUUUCAGAUUGCAUGAAUUCGACGAACAAGUCAAAGCCGUCCGCGACGGCAUGUCCAAGGUGGUCCCCGUGCCCCUCCUCUCCCUCUUCAGCGGCUACGAGCUCGAAACGAUGGUCUGCGGCUCCCCCGACAUCCCCCUCAACCUCCUAAAAUCCGUAGCAACGUACAAAGGCGUCGACAGCAGCGCCCCCCUCAUCCAGUGGUUCUGGGAAGUAAUGGAGGAGUUCACCAAUCAGGAGCGCUCCCUGUUCCUGCGCUUCGUGUGGGGCAGGACGCGAUUACCGCGAACCAUAGCCGACUUCCGAGGCCGAGAUUUCGUUAUACAAAUCUUAGACAAGUAUAAUCCGCCGGAUCAUUUCUUACCGGAAAGCUACACCUGCUUUUUCUUGCUUAAAAUGCCUCGAUACUCGUGCAAGCACGUUUUGCAACAAAAAUUGAAGUACGCCAUUCACUUCUGUAAGUCGAUCGACAAAGACGAAUACGCCAGGGUCGCCAUGGCGGGGGAUCUCGCCGUCAGUUCCAGUUCGGACGCUGAAAGCGAUCCGGAGAUGGACAGCAGUAACUAAUAUCUACGGACCCGUCCACUGUUAUUUUUAUGACUUGUUUAGUCUAAGUUGUCAUAAAUUAUUUAGUGAGUGUUUAGGAGUUGUUUUUUUUUUUCUGAAAGAAAUAAUGCUUAGUUUUAUGUGUUCCUAUUAUUUUAUAACGAUAAAUACACUCAGAGCUUUGGCUUGCAUUUGAAACUGUCUCAGAGGGAUCUCGUGAUGUUCUGUUUUUAGUAGGAGUACAUUCCUUGAGUAAUGACUGAUUUUAAAUUAGGCUAAUGUUGAUACUUUCUAAAUAAGAUGGUCAAUUCAUAAAGUUAACUUUUUACACUAUUUUACAAUGGAUGUAUCAGACAAGCUGUAUAUUUGCUAAGGGCCACCGUGUUUGCUACUGUUUUAGCUCCAGCAGAUCAUUUCGACGUGUAUUACGUUUAAGCUCACUUUAGUUUGUAGUUUAGCUGUCUAGUCGAUAUUUAGUUGCAGUUCUUACUCCAUUUAAACGUAAUUGUUUAAUAAAUAUGUACGGUAUAA